UAUCUUAGAAAAGCGGUGCCGGGGGCUAGGAGCUGCUCGGAGGCACCGAGGGUUUCCCCCGCCGACCAUGAAGAACCCGGUGCCGCAGGCGGCCUCGCUGCUGCUGGAGAAGCUGCUGCUCCUCGUCCACAUCCGGCCGUUGCCCGCGGGCUCCGGCGGGGAAACGCCACCGCCUGCACCCAGCUACUACGACACCAGCUGCUUCAAGCGAGGAGACCUGCUGGAGGUGCCCCGCACGCUCUUCAUCCACUUCGGCAUUUACCUGGGCGAGAACCGCGUCGCUCACUUGAUGCCCGAUAUCCUGCCCACUAUCACCGGCGACCGUCGGCAGAUCCAACAGGUGGUGACCAACAAGCGGCUCAUCCUGGGCGUCAUCGCCAGGACGGCCAGCGUCCGGGUGGACACGGUGGAGGACUUCGCUUACGGCGGCAGCAUCCUGGUCAACCACAUGGACCGGCUCUUCGAGGACCAGGUGCUGGGCAGCGAGGAGGCGGCCCACCGGGCGGAGGAGCUGGUGGGCACCACGGCCUACAGCCUGCUCUGGAACAACUGCGAACACUUCGUCACCCACUGCCGAUACGGAGCCGCGGUCAGCUUCCAGACCGACAAGUUCUGUGAGACUGUGAAGAUGAUUAUUCGGGACCAGAGGAGCGUGCUCGCAUCCGUGCUUGUGGGACUAGCGUCAAUAGUCUGCCUAGGUGUGGCACCCUCCACCACGCUCCCCACCAUCUUCAUUCCUUUCCUUCUGUGGAUGGCUGGCUAACAGCCCUCCUGGAGGCUUCCAUCCAGGAUCUGUAUAUAAAAUGUAUACUACUGUAUUUAUGAAAGCACAGAUUACUCACUGGCAUCAUGUAAAGUUUCUUAAUUUUGUGCACCAUUUUAAAAUACAACUUAGUCUAGAACACAGUGCACAAGGCAUAGCUUACUAUGUAAGCCAAAUAACAGAUUUCCUGAAAAUCUUGGUAUAUUUUAACACACCUUUAAAUAAUGAAAAAAGCAGGGUUGCGAUGCAGUUCUGCUCCUUGUCUUUAGCCAGAAAUUAUUCUAAUAACAACCUUCAUGUUCUUCAGUUUCUUAGCUGCAUACCUGAGUGCCAUAACUAUUAAUAAAAAUGGAUGAUGGAGUUCUACAAAGUGAUGGAAAUGGAGAACUGCUUACCUCUUCCUUUUAUACAUAUAGUGUAUAUUCAGAAAUUACUGUCUCCGUUCCUAAAAUACUCCUUGGUGGAAAUGCAAGUAAAUUGGCUCUUUGUUGAGAGCAAAGAAGAAAAACCAGCCCUGGGCUGUGUGCUGCAGGAGCACAUCUGGCCAGACCAGUUAAAGUCAGUUCCCUUCUGGGAAAUGUUCAGAAAUCUGUCACUUGUAUUAAUUGUCUAAACAUUUACUACUGUAUUGAACAACUUUUUAAUUGGAUUAGUGGUAAGGAAAGACAGCAAUCCUCACCAAGUUCCUUGCCAGUGAUAGUGGCUAAUAUGGCUAAUAAAAAUGGCUACAGAGGGAUUUAGGAGCUAUAGGAAGAAAUUAGCUUGCGUUAUGUCAACCAGUGAUGUACAGAUGUUGGACAUUUCUGGCAUUCCAGGGCACAUGGCAGGGAGGAGGAGGACAGACCCGAUUUAGUUCUUACUGUCCCUCAGCAGUGGAACCUGUGUAGGUACCAUAAAGAAUCAGGGAACAUUGGAGCAGUUUCUGUGGUGGCUAUAUUGUGAUUUUGGAUAUUGCCUUAAAACACUUUCUCAGUGAAAGACAGCGUGUCUUCCUAUACUCAUCUCUUGUAAGUAUUCACUUUCAAGCCAGUAGCUGGUGCUAGAAAUGUUUUAUCUUCAAUGCUGAGGCCUUUCAGUUUAUCAAGAAUGUGUAAAGUUGGAUUUGAAAUCACGUUCAUGUUGGCAAUUGUUUAAAUGCUAAAAAACUGUAUUUUUUUUUUUCUUAGCAAGGUCUUUUAGGUAUGCAGAUAAAUUGUUAUGCUCCUGGAAUUGUUCAGCCUUGUGUGCAUACAUGCACUUCCUUGUUCACAUGCUGUGCUUGCCUUCCUUUCUAGCCAAAGGCCAGUAUGACAGUGUUUUCACCAAGGACUCAACCUCAGAUUUACUUCUAGUAGUGGUGUGCAGUGUCCUGCCAUCAGCUCUGUUACUGAAAUGGCCACUUGCCCAUUUUUAGAGUGACUCCUUUUAACUGUGCUAUAAACCCCCUCCUCCUUCCCCUAGACCUUACAGGUGCUUGAAGAUUGGAUUUUUAGAACUGUGAGUCUACUUGACUGCUCUCUAAUCAUCAUCUUCCGGCUGCUCCACCAUGACCGACGAAGAAUGUAAAGACUGGGGCGAAAUUCCAGCUCAUAGGAAAGAGCAGCAUGACUCCUGCUGCCAUCAAAUAAGAGGGGAUUUCAGCCCAACUUUCACUACAUGUUCAAUUGGCAGCCCAGCUCCAAGCAGCUGGAUAUCAAUUACUGCUGGAUCCUUGUAAACAGCUUCUAUUCUGCUUUGAAAGAUUGCAAUGCUCAGUGUAACUGUUUCUGUUAAACUUUUGAAAUUAAGGUGUUUUUUAAUUAACAUGAGUUACUUUUUCAUAGUGUAUGCAUUAGUAAUAUUUACAUAAACUCCAGCAUGGUUUUUUCACUUGCUGUGAAUAAGGCAUGAGCUGUAGUCAUUACUGUAAUUAUAUAAAUAAUUUUUAUUCAUUUUAAAAUGUCUAUGGCCUCUUGAAAUUGAGUAUAAUGCUGUAGCGUUACUCUUAAGAUAUCCCAGUAGGGUACAGAACAGGCCAUUAACAUGCAGUUACAUGGUGUGUGAUUACAGGUGGGCUUUUCCUUUACCCUUUAUUUAAUUGGGAUUUACAAGAAUUCCAGUAAUUCUUACAAUUCACAUACACAAUAAACAACGGGGUCAUGACCAGUAACCAAAUCACAAGUGGGACUGUUGGAAGGCAGAGAAAUGUUCCUGCUCUAGCUUCAGUAUCAAAGGACCAGUGCUCCUGUGCUGCCUAAUGCUUUUGAGCAAGAAGCAUCCAGACUGACUAAUUUAGGAUUUUCAUAGGUGUCUACGAAAGAAAUGAAAGCAGUUCCUUGCAGGCUUUCAUUAGUAGAGAAUUUCAUUAGUAGAGAAUUUUCCUUCAGCAUAUAAAGUUUUAAACUUAUGAAAUGCUAUGAAAUGGUCUAGAAUGUCUUGCUGUAUCCUUUCAUCAAAGACAAGUAAUAAUGUAAUAGGAACAGAAAUUCAGCUACAUGUUUAGGCAUUUUUCCUACCAAAUAUAAUUUUAGCAAAGAUCUGGAAAUUUCGUUAAAAUCAGGCAUGAGUCUAAUCAGUCAUACUCUGAGGAGAAAAACAAGACUAGCAGGCAUGAAUUUUCAUGUUCAGCUCAGCGGGUGGUGUUUGUGCUCUGAAAUAUUUUGGUAAAUGUCAGUGUCAACUUUUUUCUGUAAUUGCUUGAGUAAAAAUAAGCACUAGCUGGAGCGUUGCAUUUCUUGAGCUCAACUGUGAUGCCAUUGAAAUGAAGGAGCUAGUUAUAAUAAGAAAAACACAGAAAACUGGAGCAGUUCAGCUGUUGGGGAAAUGUGUGUGCUUAGAAGUGAAAUUGUUCAUCGGUAACCGUAAGUGAUGGUGAUGGGGAGUGUAAAUCCAGAGCCACAGCUCAUUUUAGUGGGGGCUGUUUUGAGAAGCUGUGUGGUUAAACUAGAAUACGUAAUGAAGGAGUGUAACCAUCACUCCUGUGCCGCUGGAAAACGCAAGUAAUGAAGACAUCAAGUUUAAAGGAUAGAUGUUUCACUUCAGGCUUUCCAAAGAAAACAAAAUGAGUAAGGCUCAAAAUGUUUUUAGAAAACCCUUGUUUAAAAGAAAUAAAAAAGAGGUAAGUUGAAGUCAAUGAAGACAUUAGAACAGUGUGCUUUCUGGUUUUCUGUUUGCAUUUAUUUUAGCGUGGAACAUAAAUGAUUACUCAUUUUAUGGUGAACAGUCAUCUGCUGCUUGAUUUCACUUUGCAUUCUCCUGUGCUGAAGGAGAAUGCUACGUAUAAAUACUGUUGAGAGUUUUAUUGAAAACAAAAUCAUAGCAAUACUUGUUAAAGUCUGAGCGGGUGGGGAAGAGGGGAUUAAACUUGUGUGUGACUUGACAUAGUCCAGACAGGUCUUAGAAUGCAAACUUCAGCAGUGAGAAACAUUAGAACUGUGAUCUCUAAAAAUGAUAUGGUGCUGUAUUAUUUAUUGCAUGUUCUCACAUUAAAUAAAGCAUCACACACCACUGGAUGAUAAA
Corvus hawaiiensis (hawaiian crow) is the source of this 4240-nucleotide messenger RNA. RefSeq names its product lecithin retinol acyltransferase (gene LRAT). Gene Ontology annotation, molecular function: phosphatidylcholine-retinol O-acyltransferase activity. The coding region runs from base 68 to 763 and encodes 231 amino acids. The transcript is spliced from 2 exons. The record is from RefSeq and is a predicted model, not a curated record. Gene Ontology annotation, biological process: retinol metabolic process. NCBI's taxonomy places the organism in Eukaryota, Metazoa, Chordata, Aves, Passeriformes, Corvidae.